Ictalurus furcatus (blue catfish) is the source of this 2862-nucleotide messenger RNA. It is a transcript of the gene acadsb, whose product is annotated as acyl-CoA dehydrogenase short/branched chain. Gene Ontology annotation, cellular component: mitochondrion. The transcript has 11 exons. The record is from RefSeq and is a predicted model, not a curated record. Bases 68 to 1327 code for a protein of 419 amino acids. Gene Ontology annotation, molecular function: acyl-CoA dehydrogenase activity; flavin adenine dinucleotide binding. NCBI's taxonomy places the organism in Eukaryota, Metazoa, Chordata, Actinopteri, Siluriformes, Ictaluridae.
UCGCUGUUUCACACGAAUAUUUUAGACGCCGGACAAGAGGAACCCGUAUGUAAACAAGUGUAACAAAAUGGCGGCGCCCUUGCUCAGGUUCUUCGGAAAGGUGAGCAGACAGCUGACGCAGCCAUGGUGUUCAUGCCGGCCGUUUUUGCGUCACGGCUCCUCUCCAGCAGCCGGAUUUCCUCCUUUACAGACGUACUCAGAGGAGGAGGACAUGAUGAGGGAGGCGGUGAGGAAGUAUGCUCAGGAGCGCAUCGCUCCGUUUGUGUCUCAGAUGGAUGAAAAUUCUACGAUGGACCCGGAAGUGAUCAGAUCUCUGUUUGAGCAGGGGUUGAUGGGGAUUGAGAUAAACCCAAAGUACGGCGGUACAGGCUCCUCCUUCUUCUCCUCCAUCCUAGUGAUUGAGGAGCUAGCGAAGGUGGACCCGUCCAUAUCGGUGCUGUGUGACAUCCAGAACACGUUGAUCAACACUCUGAUGGUCAAACUGGGCACCGAGGAGCAGAAAGAGAAAUACCUCCCUCGCCUCGCCUCCGACAUGGUUGGGAGUUUUUGUUUAUCCGAGGCCGGCUCUGGGAGCGACGCUUUCUCUCUGAAGACGCGAGCGGAGAAACGCGGAGGUCAGUACGUCAUUAACGGAUCAAAGAUGUGGAUCAGCAACGCCGAGUACGCCGGAGUGUUUCUGGUCAUGGCUAAUGCAGACCCCUCAGCUGGUUACAGAGGGAUCACGUGCUUCAUCGUGGAUCGGGACACUGAGGGGCUUCACAUCGGCAAGAACGAGAACAAACUGGGGCUGAGAGCCUCGUCUACCUGCUCACUCGUCUUCGAUAACGUCACGGUGUGUGAGAAGAGCGUCCUGGGUGAAGUGGGUCAAGGAUAUAAAUACGCCAUCGGGAUGCUGAAUGAAGGGAGGAUCGGUAUCGCAGCACAGAUGCUGGGUUUAGCUCAGGGUUGUUUCGAUCACACCGUUCCCUACACCAAGCAGAGGGUCCAGUUCGGAAAACGCAUCUUUGACUUCCAGGCGAUGCAGCAUCAGAUUUCUCACGUGGCGACUCAGCUGGAAGCGGCGAGGCUGCUCACUUAUAACGCCGCGAGGCUGAGGGAGGCGGGGCAACCCUUCAUUAAAGAGGCCUGCAUGGCCAAGUACUUCUCCUCAGAGGUGGCGACGUUAACCACGUCGAAGUGUAUCGAGUGGAUGGGAGGCGUCGGCUUCACCAAGGACUAUCCUAUAGAGAAAUACUACAGAGACUGUAAGAUAGGAACCAUCUAUGAGGGAACGACCAACAUACAGCUGAGCACAAUAGCAAAGUACAUCGGGCAGGAGUACGACUGAACACACACACACACACACACACUCGCACACUGAAAGACUGUCUUUUCAUGAAAAACUUCAUAGACACGAAUUUAUCUGUAUUUCUUAUUAGGGAGUUAUUUAUAAAAAUAUAAUCACAUGAUUAUUACACCUGAGACAAUUCCACUUAAAAUGAAUAAAGAUGUAUCUAGAAAUAAAUAACACAAUUUAACACUAAUGUGAUAUUGGAUAUAUUUGCCUAUGUGGAAGAUGUCUUUAUUUUUUAUUUAUUAAAUAAAAACACACCUUUGUUCCGAGGCCGAUGUAAACACUGACGUGUUGGGUUUUCUGUUUAAAUUAAAAUUGCUCAUGUUUCCUCGUUUAGGUUUUGUCCAUUUCUAGUACUUUUAUGUGAAUCGGUUUCUAACAGUAUUUACUCACGCUGGGGUUUACUCAACGUUCGGUGGCGGCAAAUAAACUGGAGGAAAAAACCUUACAAUUAUUUAUAUAUUUUAGUCCGAAGGAACGUUUCUAAAUAAAAUGCACACAGUGUUUGUUUAUUAAUGUUUUAGCUAACAAGUAAUCGCCGCUUAUAGCUACCGCUUUAGCCUCGAGAUCAUAGGUGUCUAGACCGAUUUAUAUGUAGUUGUAAUAUGGGUGUGAGUCUGUAGUGUUUUUUUUACCGACCCAAAAAAACACCACCACCACAUAAUUCUAACGAUGAAUCGGAAUCCAAGUUCAGAGUGAAUGAUUAUGAGCUGAUGAACUUUAUAAAUGAAUCAAAUUCAGUGCCUUUUAGAGUUUACAGCUUCAGUGCAGUAAUCACAGGUUUAUUAUGACUCCUGUAUCAUCAUAUCACAUGUUCUGAAUUUCAGGGAAUAAAUAAAACUGAAAUACUGAAACACUUUGAUUUGUGUGUCAGUGGUUCUGCAUGUCUGUAUGGAUGCUAAUCUGUGAAAUGAUUUGGCGUUUUCAAAUAAAUGAGCAUUAAGGGGUGAUGGAAAUGUUUCCCAUCGUUACAGUGUCUGUUAUGGAGCGUAUAAUAUAGAGCUUCAGUUCAUGUUCACAUCAAACCACCGGAUUACUAUCGUGUAGGUCCUCCUCUCCUUGUCCCACCAAAACAGCUCGGACCCAUCGAGGCCUGGACUCCACGAGACCUCUGAAGGUGUGCUGUGGUAUCUGGGACCAAGACGUCAGCAGCAGAUCCUUUAAGUCCUGUAAGUUGUGAGGUCGGGACACCGUGGAUCGGACUUGUUUGUCCAGAACGUCCCACAGACGCUGGAUCGGAUCGAGAUCUGGGGAAUUCGGAGGUCGAGUCAACACCGUGAACUCUUUGUCGUGUUCCUCAAACCGUUCCUGAACAGUGUGUGCAGUGUGUCACGGCUUUAUUCUAUCCUGUAUUAACCGUCUUUCUGUAAUAAACCUUUUUACCUUCAGAGGACGAGUCUGCGAGUGUUGUCUAAUUUCCACGACACUGUUUAAUAAAUAAAAUAUUGUAAUUGUAAAAAGUGGAUUGUUUUUGUAUAACAGCACGUCCCAGCGUGUUUCAUCCCUCACUACAUCUUAUUUCUCGUCAU